GUCCGUGUGCGUGUGUGUGUGUGUGCAUACUGUGUGAUCUCUCCUCUAGGCGGUUGGCGACCUAUCUGGACAGUGUGUGUCUUUUGUGUGUGUGUGUUCUGCAGGCAUUUUGUCACUAAGUUGGACAGUAUGAAGAAGACGGCGUGUGGAGAUGGUCAGUCUCGUUGUCUGCUGUGUGGAGAGACGUUUGGCCAGCAGGGAGUCACCUCUGUACUCUGUUCCCACUGCAAGAAGAUGUUGAAGCGUUCUGGAGCAUGGUUCUUUAAGGGCCAUCCCCAGCAGCUCCUCCCUGCUCCCCUGCCCAUCUCCAGGCCCAGAGGGACAGGUACAGAGAGCCCCCGUACCCAGACCCCUACCCAUGCCCAUCACCAGCCCAGCGCCCAGCCCUAUCCCCGUACCCAGCCAAGCUACCAGCCAGACCCUGGUGCCGAGGACUGCACAGAGCGGCAGGAGCAGCAGGAUAACUACUACUCCAACACACAGAACCAAGAGCCCACUGAUGAGCCCCCGUACUCCAGUUCAGAGCAACAGGACCCAGAGGGCUAUAGCUCUGCUCAGACAUUAGGGGGCGUUGCUGAGGCCCAGGUUAGCCCUGCCGUGGAGGAGGAGGUGGUGAAGAUGGAGAGACAGUUAGGGUCCAGACCUCCCACAGCCAGGGGAAGAGAGAACACACCAGCACCAGCUGACACUGUCACAGCACAGGCCCCUGCACCACAGAAGAGCAGAUACCCUCAGCAGAGAGAGGAGAGAACGCCACCUCCAGUCAGGGAGGAGAAACCCACUCCUGCCCCCAAACCCACCCCGGCACCACGCAUAGCCCCCGCUCCUGUCGAGGACGAUGACAACGAAUACGACUCUGAUGAAUCCACCACGCUGGGGUUGCUGGAGUUCAUUCUGCAUUAUGAACAGGAGAACAACGCUCUGCACUGCAACAUAGUCAAAGCCAAGUGUCUAAAGCCGAUGGACUCUAACGGACUAGCAGACCCCUACGUCAAGCUGCACCUCUUACCUGGAGCCAGUAAGUCUAACAAGCUGCGCACUAAGACCCUGAAGGGCACUCUGAACCCAGUGUGGAAUGAGACUCUGGUGUACCAUGGUAUCACUGAGGACGACAUGCAGCGCAAAACACUACGGCUGUCGGUGAGUGAUAUGGACAAGUUUGGACACAAUGAGUUCAUAGGAGAGACACGUGUUGCUCUGAAGAAACUCAAAGCCAACCAGAAGAAGAACUACAGCGUGUGUCUAGAGAGGGUGGUCCAGGUGAAGAAGACAGGCACAAGAGGCUCAGCCCGGGGCAUGUCUCUCUACGAGGAGGAGGUAAAGGAGGAUGAAGCAGAGGAGAGGGGUCGUAUCCUGGUUUCUUUAACCUACAGCACCCAGAAGGGUCGUCUGAUAGUGGGAGUGGUGCGCUGUGCUCACCUGGCAGCUAUGGACUCUAACGGAUACUCAGACCCCUUCGUCAAGAUCUGCCUGAAACCAGACAUGGGGAAGAAAGCCAAGAACAAGACCCAGAUCAAGAAGAAGACCCUCAACCCAGAGUACAACGAGGAGUUCAGCUAUGAGAUCAAACAUGGUGAGCUGGCCAAGAAGAGCCUGGAAAUCUCAGUUUGGGACUAUGACAUGGGAACAUCCAACGAUUUCAUUGGAGGGUGCCAGCUGGGCAUCACAGCCAAGGGGGAGUGUCUGAAGCACUGGUACGAAUGUCUCAAGAACAAAGACAAAAAGAUUGAGCGCUGGCAACGACAACACCGUCAAAGACACGGACGACUGAGACAUGACCUCUUCCUCCUCCUCCCGCUUCCUCUUCUUUCUCUUCCUCCUCCUCCCUCCUAACUAGCGGUUUCUAUCUUCCUUUUAAAUAUAAUAUUUUGUCUUCUAAUCAUCCAAUUGUUUUUAAAUGUAUUUAAAUUGUAAAGUAUUUUUGUCUGUAACGUUUUUUCGUUAUGUGUCGGAACCCAGGAAGACUAGCUGUCUCCAUUGGCGUCGGCGAAUGGGAUCCUAAAAAAAUCAUAAAUCAUAAUUUAGGUCUUCCUACUUUAAGUAAUGUGAACCUGAAUUAGCAGAAAAUUAAGGCUCUCACUAUUUUUACAACUUCAUUCUUCUUGUGCUGACAGAAUGCUUAUUGGAUUCAUGUACUUAUCAACACAUUAUUUACAGUGAAACAAAAAGAAACAGCAACAGAAUCAUACUUCAGAAUACCGUACUUCAAGCAUGCUUUACUGCUUCUGGGGGAAAGUGAUCUCUUUCACUUAUCUCUAAAACCUGGAAACCGGAUUUGAAUAAAUACGGUGCUAAAUUAUGGUUUAAAAAAUCCCUUUAGAUUGUUAAAUAAUGUGUUGCUACACCAUCCUUGCCUAUCUCAGUCUCAGGGAUGUAGCUCAGUUGGUAGAGCAUGGCGUUUGCAACGCCAGGGUUGUGGGUUUGAU
Molecule: messenger RNA, 2426 nt
Organism: Coregonus clupeaformis (lake whitefish)
Lineage: Eukaryota; Metazoa; Chordata; Actinopteri; Salmoniformes; Salmonidae
Product: double C2-like domain-containing protein beta
Exons: 13
Coding region: 130-1833 (567 amino acids)
Cellular component (GO): membrane
Source: RefSeq, a predicted model, not a curated record